GAGCUGAGGUCUAUGGCACCAUUCCCCUUCUCCCUCCACCCCCUUUCAACUUGAUGUGACGUUUAAUAGACUUUAGUGCAAUACAUGAGAAGGUCCCAACAUGGAAGCGCUUCCUGUACGAGUUUUCGAAGAGGUAAAACGUCCAUACAGCUACAAUGAUUUAGUAGACUUGCGCGGCGUGCUUCAGGGCAUAUAUAUGAUAUUUCCAUCACGGCACCCACCCGAUUGUCGAAGCCAUACAAUGCGCUUGCUUACCUAAGUCGCCGAAGACAACGCUGAUAGCUUUCGCAAAGUAUAUCCUUUAGC
Messenger RNA from Laetiporus sulphureus 93-53, 306 nucleotides. RefSeq lists its product as uncharacterized. The transcript has 3 exons. Bases 101 to 259 code for a protein of 52 amino acids. Lineage: Eukaryota; Fungi; Basidiomycota; Agaricomycetes; Polyporales; Laetiporaceae. The record is from RefSeq and is a predicted model, not a curated record.